Molecule: messenger RNA, 1713 nt
Organism: Funneliformis geosporum
Lineage: Eukaryota; Fungi; Glomeromycota; Glomeromycetes; Glomerales; Glomeraceae
Source: the annotation of a GenBank genome assembly
AUGAAAAUACAAAAACAACCAACACAAGAUAUAUUUGAUGAUCUAUGUAGUGAUGCUGUAGAACUUGAUCAAUUAGUUUCGCAGAUGAAAGAUUUAAUGGUAGAAUACGUGAAUGAAAGUCGAAAGUCCGGUGCCUUAGUGGUAGAAUAUAAACCACCAGAAGAAUUAGAGACUUUGAUAGAUCUGGAUUUGACAUAUACGGGAGUUGGUAUUUCUGGAUUAAUGCCAUUAUUGCAUAAUGUAUUACGUUAUAGUGUCAAUACAUGGAAUCCAAAGUUUAUGGAUAAAUUAUAUGCAGGAACCAAUCCUGUUGGGAUUAUCACGGAAAUGUUAAUAACAUUAUUAAACGCAAAUUCACACGUUUAUCACGUUUCUCCGGUUUUGACGUUGAUGGAAAAUCAUGUUUCAGAGAAACUAGCAAGAUUAUUAGGAAUGGGUGAGAAAUCAGGAGGAAUAACGUGUCCAGGAGGUGCAUUUUCAAACCAACUUGCAAUGCUGACAGCAAGAAAUCACAUGUUUCCCGAGAUAAAAACUAAAGGGUAUUAUAAUUUUGGCAAAAGAUUAAUGUUAUUUACUUCUGAUGCGGGACAUUAUUCCAUUGAGAAAACUGCUAUGACAUUAGGAUUAGGAAUCGAUAGUAUCGUUAAAGUAUCUUGUGACGAUCAAGGAAGAAUGCGACCUGAUGAAUUAGAAAGAUCAAUUAUAAAAUCAUUGGAAAGGAAAGAAACCCCAUUUUUUGUUAAUGCAACUGUUGGAACUACUGUUUUGGGAGCAUUCGAUCCACUAAGAGAGAUCGGAAAAGUCGCUAAACGAUAUAAUUUAUGGUUUCAUGUUGAUGGAUCAUGGGGCGGAAGUCUCAUAUUUUCUGAUAAACACAAACACAUGAUUGACGGUUCAUCUUUGGCCGAUACAUUUGUUCUUAAUCCACAUAAAUUACUUGGAACACCGUUACAAUGUUCAUUCUUACUAGCAUCAGAUCGACAGAUAUUUCAACAAUCUAAUUCACUAGGAGCAAAAUAUUUAUUUCAUGAUAAUAAAUAUGAUUUAGGAGACGGUACAGUUGGAUGCGGUAGAAGACCUGAUGCGAUAAAAUUAUUUAUCGGAUGGAAAAUAUUCGGUAUAAUAGGAUAUAAGCAAAGGAUAGAACACGCAUUUAAAAUGGCAGGAUAUUUAACUAAUUUAAUAAAAAACAAUAAUAGAUUUAAAAUGGUACUAGAAACUCCACCAAGUUUGCAGAUAUGUUUUUGGUAUAUACCUAAAGGAAUGGAAUUUUACGGUCAAGAUGAAAUAGAAAAAGAAUCCAAUAAAUUUCAAAUAUGGAAAGAAAAGUUGUCAUUGGUAACCAAAGGCAUUCAUAAAAAAUUACAGGAACGUGGUAGAUUUUUGUUCGAUUACUCUCCUUUUGAAUUGAAUGGAAAGGAAUUACCUUUAUUUUUUAGGGUGGUGAUAAAUGCACCUUCUAUUAAUGAACAUCAUUUAGAUGAAUUGGUAAAAGAAGUUGAAAUGAUUGGUGAAGGUAUAUUAGAAUAUUUAGAGAAAAAUAAUAAAUUUCAAAAUGGAUUAAGUUUGGAGAAUCAAAUAACAAAUGAGAAUCAUUCUAUGAAUGGUAAUGGACACGUUGGUGAUCAUAGAGCAUCAGGAAGGACUAAUGGUAAUAGUAGCAAUAGCAACGGAAUAAGCAAUGGACUUCAUCAUAUAGAACAUGGGUAUUGA